Messenger RNA from Saccoglossus kowalevskii, 932 nucleotides. Its product is annotated as major facilitator superfamily domain-containing protein 6-like. The record is from RefSeq and is a predicted model, not a curated record. NCBI's taxonomy places the organism in Eukaryota, Metazoa, Hemichordata, Enteropneusta, Harrimaniidae. Gene Ontology annotation, cellular component: plasma membrane.
UCGAAUCACAAUCUAUUGUCGUUACUCAAGCUACUGAGUAAAAUACAGUAUUCUUCAAUAUUAGUUGUAUCAUUUUUUAUGGGAAUCUGCAAUGGUGUCGUCUAUGGAUUCCUGUUUUGGCACCUAGAAAAUUUAGGUGCAUCACAGCUACUUAUGGGAACAGCCAGCUUUCUAAUUUACGGGUCAGAGGUCAUCAUGUUUUUCCUCUCCUACCCGUUAUUAAUGUCGAUAGGUCACAUAUGCGUGCUGUACCUCGGUUUGGUAUGCUACGCACUUCGAUUCUUAAUCUAUUCACAAGUAACCAACCCAUGGUGGGUACUUCCGGCGGAAGUACUACAAGGUAUCACGUUUGCCGCCGUUUGGACUGCGCUGACGUCGUUUCUGGCGUUCACCGUUCCCAGUGAGUCGUUUGCGACGAUGCAGGGUAUUCUACACGGUAUUUACUGGGGACUUGGCAGCGGAGUUGGUAAUAUGCUAGGGGGUGUCUUGGUAGAUUCCUUUGGUGCUGUUACCACGUUCCUUGCAUUUUCAAUGGCUAACAUAGUCGUAUUGGGAUUAUUCUUCUGUAUACAAAGGUGCUGCCCGACGCCGGAAGUGAAACUGAAUGGUUAUGACGAACUGGAAGGUGACAUGAAAGAAAAGGCGGAAGUGAAGUCGAAAAAGUCCGAGGGCGCUGCUGAGAAACAUCAAGUGACUCUCCCAUCAUAUCCGAUAGAGGCCGCUGCAGCACAAGCUCUUCCCGGAUCUGACUAUGAAUAAAAAGAAUGUUUGCCACAUUUUUUUAAACCGAGCUCGAUUUUGCUCAGAUAGACUGAGUUUGAUAGCAAACUGUCGACGAUUACAAGUUUUCGACUUGUAAAUAUUUACAUUGCACAGGGUAGUACUUAUUAUUUGUAUGGAAUUUUAGCAAAUACUCGUAAUUUCUCAAAUGG